Phaethon lepturus (White-tailed tropicbird) is the source of this 1925-nucleotide messenger RNA. RefSeq names its product methylcrotonoyl-CoA carboxylase beta chain, mitochondrial-like. Gene Ontology annotation, molecular function: methylcrotonoyl-CoA carboxylase activity. Lineage: Eukaryota; Metazoa; Chordata; Aves; Phaethontiformes; Phaethontidae. Gene Ontology annotation, biological process: L-leucine catabolic process. The record is from RefSeq and is a predicted model, not a curated record. The transcript is spliced from 12 exons. The annotation marks the transcript as partial. Gene Ontology annotation, cellular component: mitochondrion; methylcrotonoyl-CoA carboxylase complex.
AGGCUGGCCCCCAACGCCACGUCUCCCCUGCUUCCAAGGUUACAAACCUGGAAUCGUGUGUUCGAAAGGAAGUAUCAGGAGUUGUGUCAUGGUACACAGCCAGCACACAUGCUGCAGAAUCAGGGGUUGAAAAGGACAUGCGACGUGCUCCCCUGUCGUUUAGUAAGUAAUAAAGCGAAAUACAGGCGGUAUGCCAAAACUUACCCUGUCUUAGAUGGACGUAUCCUGUCAGUGUAUCGACAUGUGUUUGAAGAAAAUUUAAGGAACAGUGAGGCUGUUAUUAAAAGAUACUCAGAAUUGCUAGAGGUGGCCAGUAAAGGAGGGGGAGAAGAUGCCAUCUUGCGUCACACUCAGAGAAACAAGAAGCUGUUUGUUCGUGAACGCCUGAAGUUGCUACUUGAUGAUGAGUCUUUUCUUGAGCUGUCUCCACUGGCAGGCCUCAAUAUGCCGUAUGGUGAUGUCCCUGCUGCUGGGUGCCUUACUGGAAUUGGCAAAGUCUGUGGGGUCUGGUGUGUCUUCAUAGCAAAUGAUGCAACUGUAAAAGGAGGAACUAUUUAUCCCAUUGGAGUGAAGAAACAAUUAAGAGCUCAAGAAAUAGCGAUGCAGAACAGACUGUUAUCUGUGCACCUUGUUGACAGUGGGGGAGCAUUCCUACCACUACAGUCAGAGCUGUUUCCUGACAAGUCACACGGUGGCAGAGUUUUCUACAAUGAAGCAAUAAUGUCUGCCAUGAGAAUCCCUCAGGUGGCAGUGGUGUGUGGCUCCUGUGUAGCUGGAGGUGCCUAUGUUCCAACCAUGGCAGAAGAAGCUGUCAUCAUAGAUAAAAUUGGUACACUGUUCCUUGCUGGCCCACCUCUGGUAAGAGCUGCUACAGGAGAAUAUGUCUCUCCAGAGGACCUAGGAGGAGCUAAACUUCACUCUAGAGUCAGUGGCUGUAGUGACCAUUUUGCAUCUUCAGAAAAGGAAGCCUAUGAAUGUAUUCGAAAUGUUAUCUCGACAUUAAAUUAUGAUCCUGUGCCAGAGGAGGUCAUAGAGCAUGACAGUCCUCUGUAUAGUUCUGAUGAGCUCUUGGGACUGGCACCGCAAGAUUAUAGGUGUACUCUUCCUGUGAAAUUGAUUCUGAGCCGUCUGAUGGAUGGAAGCAGAUUCCAGGAAUUCAAGGCUAAUUAUGGAACAACACUAGUAACAGGAUUUGGCCAUGUGGAAGGGCACUUGGUGGGGAUAGUGGCUAACAAUGGAGAGCUGUCUCAUGAUGCUUCUCUCAAGGGUAGCCAUUUCGUACAGCUGUGCAGUCAGCGGAGCAUUCCCAUCCUCUUUUUCCAAAAUACUGCUCCACAUACAGCAGAGCCAACAAGCAUCUCUCAGGCAGAGGCUCACUCCAACAGAUUAAAAGCCCAGGCCUCCAUGAUGGCUGCUGUUGCUUGUGCUGCUGUUCCCAAAAUAACCAUAGUAAUCGGUGGCUGUUACGGGAGCGAAAGUUACGUUAUGUGUGGGAGAUCGUUCAGUCCAAACUUUCUGUUCUUGUGGCCUAAUGCAAGAGUUGCUCUUGUGGAUUCAAGACAUUUCUACACAGUCUCGCAAGCUGGGGACAAUGACUGUACAGGAGAUGAAUCAGAGCUAAAAUAUCUGAGAGAAAAGCUAGAGGAAGAAAGCAGUGCAUUUUACUCCUCUGCCAGACUCUGGGAUGAUGGUGUAAUUCUACCUCAAAAUACUAGAAAGGUAAUUGCACAGUGCUUAGAGAUUAUAGAACAGCAGAAGUACCAGAUCGUAUCUCCGUGUCAAUAUCCUGUCAUCAGAAUGUGACUGCAGCCAUUUUCAAAUAAUCAGCCUUUUAAAGUUAGCACCAUGUACUAGAAAUCUUGAAUGUAAAUGAUUUUCUAACUCUUUGAUACCGUUAAUAAAAAUGUUAAACCAUUGCAGACAAA